GAGGACACUAUGCUAGAAUCUGUGUUCAGAUCGAUUUAGAGAAACUUUCAGUCCAGCAGUCGGCUUCUCUUCCUGCGCAAUCUACCACCCUGAAGCCUACGAAACCCAAAGAUGAGUGGAGGACUGUUGUUUUUUCAUGAAAAAAGAACCCACGACAACCGGUAACUCCCAACAGAGGUAAAAAAGCGAUGGUCGCGGUGCCAGGUAAGUAUUCUAACUCUUCUCCCCCCAGAGCAUCUUCACCUAUAGCUAGCGGCAUAGUUUCUCCUCUAUGGCAGCAACAUUCAAUUGGGCCCCUUCGGGUCACUCAGCUACUAGGGCCUUUUUGGGCCCCUCAAGAUCACCCCACUAUCUCUACUAAUAUUAGCACCCCCCCCCCCCCCCCCCUAAGAAAUGCUGGCCUUCAGCUUCACCCUUCUGGGCUUGUAGACAAAAAUAAGCCCAGUUCUUCUAACCUGGGUGUAAAUCUCAGGCCCCUCUCUUUGGGCCUAAAAGUAACACCUGAGUCCAGGUCUCAUCUGUCUCUUAAUAAAUCUCUUAACUCUACUCAUAAUUCAAAUAGUACCCCUUCUAACAAUAGUUAUGAGAUAAAUAAAAAGGAGAUUUCCAUGAGGACCCACUCUAAUCAUCUAAUGAUUAACCCCAUGAACCUUCGUAACUCUCCCCCUACGCCGGCAAAAAUCUCUUCCGCUUCCCCGGGGGAUUUGAUUGAUAGUAGCACUAGCGCAGACAAUGCAUUCAAUGCUAUUAAGUUGUCCAAAGCCAAGUCCCUCCACAUUCCUCUUCAGCUUCCUAAUAUUAACAACCAAAUGAAAACCAUGAAAAAUAAUUCUCUUCAUCAAAAUGAGCUUUCAUCCUCCUCCAAACAUGAUCACCUUGAUCACAACUAUCCAUCUACACCUGCAGUGAGAAAAGGGAAUCAGAUGACAAUACUCAUUCAAAACCCGAGCUAUAUGGCUCUAUUGGCAAUAGAGUGCCUCAAUCAGGGUCUUCAACAGUUUUGUCUGAAUGUCUAGAUGGCAACAUUGAUACAAAUUUUCAACCCAAACUUUCACGGGGAACUAACUCUAUCGACCAUAACAAAAAUGAUGAGUCUCACCAACUCAAGCCUUCCUUUCUUCCCUCUUCUGAACCCACUUCUCUUAACUCUGGGGCCUCAUUUUGUGAGACCCAAUGGGGAAAACCUCUUCCAGCUAAAUCAAACUCCUUUGAGUAUGACCCUUUCAUGUACGCCCCAGAACAUAGAAGUCGCUAAAAGAGAAAAGACCUUGGAAGCUCUGAGGGUGAGCAACAGGGAGAUGGAAACACUCUUAGAUCAACUGAGGAUCCCCAUGACGGAUGCACUCACUUUGAAAAGGCCUGUAAACCUAGUCUUCGAGGGUCUUGCAUAAGAGAUGGUCAUUGUUCUCUUACCCCGAGACAUUUCAAGAAUGGAAAUAGGCUUAGGUAUUUCAAACCCUAUGAUAGGGGAUCAUUACAAAGACAAGAUUUCCUCACUCUCCAGGAAGAGGAAAAACAUGGAUCAACCGAGUUCCUCGAAUUUUUUAAGGAAAGGGAAAACAGUAUUACAUGAGAAUCCCCAUCCACCAAAGAUAGUGAUACAGAAUUUACUAAUAUGGAUGCUAGAGGGGAUAAUAAUGCAAAAUUUAUGAGGAACUAUAAGUCUUUAGUAGAUAUCCACCAACCGUCCAUUCUUGCUCUCUUAGAGACUAAAAUGUCUGAUCAAAAAGGACUAGCUGAUGAGUUGGGUUUCCCUUGUUUUAUCCAAUCUUCUGGCACUAGUACCUUUAGGGUAUGUUCAUCUGCUGGAAGGAUGAUAACAUCGCCAUCAAAGAUAUCUCCAUCUCUUUCCAAGUCAUCCAUGUUACUGUCAAGGUGAGUUUCCCCCCUUCUUGUUGGAUUUUCAGUGUUAUUUAUGCUAGUAAUUUUCCCCCUUAGAAUAGUUUUGUGGGACCAAUUAAUGUGUUUAGAUGACUCUCUUCAGGCUCUUGAUAGUGAUUGCUGGAUACUGGGUGGGAUUUUAAUGAGCUCUUAAAAGCUUCUGAGAAAUUUGGGGGUAGUAGUAUAAAUCUUGUUAGGUCUUCUUUCUUCUGGGAAUGCAUAAAUCAUUGUAAGCUUAUAGACUUAGGAUUUAAGGGUAGUAAGCUCACUUGGUCUAACAUGAGAUUAAGCAUAGACAGAAUCUUAUUUUGGAGAGACUUGAUAGAUUUUUUUCUAAUGACUUUUGGAUUCACCUUUUUUCUGAGGCUUCAGUCAUUUACUUACCUAGAACCCAUUCUGAUCACUCCCCCUUUCUAUUGACCUUUUUUAGACCUACCCAGACCAUCCCUAAGCCUUUUAAGGUUGAGUCCAUGUGGUGCUACCAUGCUAAUUUCCCUAACCUAGUGUCCCAGUUUUUCCCUGAAGGCUCCAGUUUUACUGGAGAUAUUUCUGACUUUGAAGAGGUUGCUAAAUCUUGGAAUAGAACUGUAUUUGGUAAUAUUUUUCAUAAAAAAACAUCUCUUAGCUAGGUUGGCAGGUAUCCAAAAUUCUCCUAACUAUCCCACAAGCUUCUUUAUACAUAACCUUGAAAUAGAGCUUACCAGACAAUAUAGCUCUAUUCUCAAGAAUGAGCAAGAUUUCUGGAUGUUAAAAUCCAAAAUAAACUAAAUUAUGAAAGGGAAUACAAAUACUAAAUUCUUCCAUUCCUCCACUCUUAAUACAAGGAGGAGGGACAGAAUCAACUCUCUUAGGAGCAUGGUAUUUGGAUCCAUGAUCAAGUUGGUAUCAAGGACACCAUUCUGUCUUUCUAUACUUCUCUUUUCACUACUAAUCAUCUUAGUGCCAAUAUUAUAUGUCAGCUCAAUCCUUCUCUAUUCCCUUCUCUGCUCACCCUCUUCUUGAUUUUAUCCCUUGCUUAGCAGAGAUUAGAGCAGUUGUCUUCUCCUUCAAACCUUUCAAGGCUCCUGGUUCUGAUGGAAUGCAUCCCUUCAUGUACCAAAAAUUUUAGGAUACCUUUGAUCCUCUGCUCCUUGACUUCUGUACAUAGACCUUCUCUAAUGGUAUUAUGGAUACAAAAGUCAAUUUUACAUACCUUUGUCUUAUUCCUAAGUAUAGAAAUGUCAUAACUCUUUAAACUUUAGACCUAUUGAGCUUUGCAACACUCAGUAUAAGAUCAUUACCAAAAUCAUUGCAAAUAGAAUCAAACCUAUCCUCCAAUCCAUAAUUGGUCACACUCAAGCCAGUUUUCUGUCUAAAAGAAGAGCUUCUGAUAAUGCCAUCAUUGUACAAGAAUAUAUUAAUUACUUUAGAAGAAUGAAAGGAAAGAGACAUAAUAUGCUUCUAAAAAUUGAUCUUAAAAAAUCCUUUGAUAGGCUGGAAUGGUCCUUCAUUAGGCAAGACCUAGUUUAUUUCAAUCACCCCGGACUCUCCAAACUUAUCAUGUUCUGCAUCUCCUCCUCUUCUAUUUCCAUGCCUGUUAAUGGAGGCUACACCUAUAGUUUCAAGCCUUCCAGGGGUAUAAAACAAGGGGAUCUCCUAUCCCCUUAUAUUUUCAUCCUUUGUAUGGAGCUCCUGUCUAGAAGGAUUAAUCAUGAAGUGGACGCUCUUCAGUGAAAUCCCAUUCAGAUUAAUCAUAGAGGGCCAAAAAUCUCCCACUCUUUCUUUCGGAUGAACUUACCCUAUAUGCUAAAGCUGAUAUUCUUAACUGCACUAUCAUUGUUAGAACUCUAACCAGCUUCAGCACUUACUCUGGCUGAAAAGUAAAUCUCACCAAAUUUAAGGUGUUUUUCUCUUAUAACUAUCACUCUUCUACUAAGGAUCAUCUCUCUUCUACUCUUAACAUUAAGGUCAGCAACUGUUUUGGGAAGUACUUGGGAUUCCCUAUGUUCCGUGACCCUUCCAAAUUCAAUGACUUUCAGUUCAUUCUUGAUAACUUGAGCACCAGAUUAGCUGGUUGGAAGGUUAAAUUCUUAAACAUGACCGGUAGGACCACUCUUGCAAAGGUCAGUCUGGAAGUAUCCCCAACCAUGUCAUGCAAUAUAUCCUUCUGCCUAGAAAGAUACAUAACCUUAUUGAUAGGGAUCAAAGAAACUUUAUAGAGGGCACUACCGAAUCCAAAAAAAAUGCACAUGGUUUUUUGGGACACUAUCAUCCAACCCAAACACUUGGGUGGUCUGGAAAUGCAAAAAUCUAGUAUCAAAAAUGACACCCUACUUUGCAGCUUAUCCUGGAGACUGCACUCAAAUCCCUCCCCCUUAUGGGCUAGUGUUCUUACCCAAAAGAACAUUCUUAACACUAGAAGACAUAUCUCCUCCCAUUCUAGAAUCUGGAGGAAUGUUCAUAGAUUUUGGAACCUCUACCAUGAUCUUUUCCAUUAAUCUAUCAAUAAUGGCACAAAGAUAAUAUUUGGAGACAUAGAUGGGUCCCAAACCACCCCCUCUAUGCUCCAUUAUUCAAGGACCUCUCCCCAAACCCUGUCCCUCCUUGCAACUUUCUUUCUUUUGGAAAAAUGAAAAUUGGAAUUUUGAAUCCCUCCCUUUUGACAUUCCCAACACCAUUGGAUUUGGCAUCAAAAACUCCUUCUUGCCAAAAUAUCAAAGUCAAUAUGAAACUCCUCUCUGGCUCCCACGAGCAAUGGAGUCUUUUCUUGCAAAACUGCCUACCACCACAUAUUCUAUUAUAGGCAACACUCAAGUCAUAGGUACCCUCAUCUCGGUUGGAUUUGGAAGCUUCAAAUUCCUAAUGAAAUCAAGUUCUUUCUUUGGCUCCUUCACUGUGAAAACUUUCCCACUAAUUCUACUUUGGCCUACAGGGGUUUAAACAUUCUUCCUUACUAUCAUAUUUGUAAUCAUUAGUUGGAAGAUAUACAACACCUCUUCUUCAACUGUUCUCAUGUUGUAUCUUUCUGGCAAGACCUUAUUCAAGGUUAUAAUGGAGACAAAGCCAUUCCUCACCAUCUUUUCCAUCCUUCUCUAUGGAAUAACACUUGGAAGUUGCUUAAGGAUUCUAGUUAUGACAACCUUCUUGACUGGGCAACUUUACUUCCCUUUUGCCUUUGGACCAUCUGGAAGAGUAGAAAUUCUAAUGUUUUAAAUAAUAAAUCCUUACCCCCGUCCUUCAAAAUGGCCUACUCAGAGGCAGUCGAAUUCUUUCAUCUAAAAACUCACCCAAUCCCUAAGCUAAAUAACUCUAUAGAAUUCCACUGGAUCUCAUACCCAAGGCACUUCUAUAAGCUCAAUACUGAUGGGUUUAGUUUUGGAAAUCCUGGUAGGGGUGGAAUAGGUAGUGUUAUAAGGAACUCGAAUGGUGAUUGGAUCUUAGGCUUCUCACAGAGUUUUUUGCAUGCCACUAACAAUUUUAUGGAACUUGUAGCUCUUAGAAAAGGCCUGGAGCUAGUCUUGGAGCAAAAUCUUCACCCUAUUGUUAUAAAUAUUGACUCUGAAAUUGUGAUCCAUAUGCUUUAAAAUGAAAAUCCACUCUUUAACCCUUACAUUCAUGAUUGCAGGUUGAUGCUAAAAAGACUAAGUGGACUCCCUGUCCAAUAUAGGUAUCGAUAACAAAACAAAGUAGCGGAUGCUCUAGCAAAGAAGAUUGACAGUGGUGCGAAAGAUGGAGUCGGUUGAUACGAUACUAAAAUAAUUGGCAGUUGUUAAAUGGAGAGUUUGGAUAUUAGCAUAUCUCCUGAUUUAAGUGACUUAUUAGAUGAAGAAGAUGAAGGAUUGGAAAAAGUUCGCUAAGAGCAAGACAAGGAGUGGAUGACUUUGUGUCAACUAGCACGUAAAUAUAUUUUGACGUAUUGCGAAAAGUACUUAUGCAAGCAACCUUGUCGUACAUCAAAGCGCUCCGGACAUACAUUUAUUCAAGAGAUAUUACGAGGAAAUGAAACCCGUUGUUAUGAAAAUUUUUGAUUGAAGAAAGCGGUGUUUAUUGAUUUAUCCAAUGACUUAACCGAAAAAUAUGGGCUUAAAUCCACUCGUGGAAUUUCUACACACGAAAUGUUAGGCAUGUUUUUGAUGAUUUGUGCACAUGGAGCGGGAAAUCGAAUGAUACAAGAAAUCUUUCAACAUUCUGGAGAGACGGUUCAUAGACACUUUCAUAGUGUUUUAAAUGUUGUUUCUAAGCUUGCAAGAGAUAUCAUUAGACCACGUUUAAAUUACAAUGAUGGUGUAGGAGCUCACAAGCCAUGCAACGAGCGAUAUUUGCCCUUCUUUAAAGAUUGCAUUGGGGCACUUGAAGGCACACAUGUUAAAGCUAGAUUGCCGCAAGGUCAAGAAAUUCCGUAUAUUGGUCGUAAAGGUUAUCUGACUCAAAAUAUUCUUGCCGUUGUAGAUUUUAACAUGUGUUUUACAUUUGCAUUGGCUGGGUGGGAAGGAUCGGCUCAUGACAAUCGUAUAUUUCGUGAGGCUCUUCAUAGACAAGAACUCAACUUUCCACAUCCGUUGAAAAAUAAAUAUUAUCUAGUUGAUUCUGGAUAUUCACACACGAAGGAAUACAUGGCUCCUUACAGAGGAGAUAAUGUGAGGUAUCACCUUUUUGACUUUCGACGUGGUGCAACACGACAAUUGCGGGAGCGAAGGGGACGCAUUGAAAAAUUUAAUUAUUUGCAUUCUUCUUGUAGAAACAUAGUAGAACGCACAUUUGGUGUAUGGAAAGCGAGAUGGUCUAUUUUGCGCCACAUGCCUUACUAUAACAUUGACACUCAAAGGGAUAUUGUAAUUGCUACUAUGCCCAUUCAUAAUCACAUUAGAAAAAAGUGCAAUGUGGAUAAUGCAUUUCAAACAGCUGAGAAUGAAAGAUAUAGUCCAUCGGUUGAUUUUGAUGUAGGCACAACUUCAACGGCUAACAAUAUAGACGACGAAAAUGUGAGUGAGGAAAGUAAUGUGCAUUGGGUGUGGCUUCGGGAUAUGAUUGCUACUGAUAUUUGUAAUGCUUAAUGCUUGUACUAAUUGAAUAUUUUCACUUUUUGUAUUUAUGGCGAACUUAACUCUAGCCAUAUUAGUACCUCUUUUGUAUGAAACUAUUUAUCUAUUCUUGUAAUUAUAAUGAUUAGUAACAUGUAUAUUUUGCUUAA
This is a messenger RNA of Capsicum annuum, 7051 nucleotides long. RefSeq lists its product as uncharacterized. The transcript has 5 exons. The record is from RefSeq and is a predicted model, not a curated record. NCBI's taxonomy places the organism in Eukaryota, Viridiplantae, Streptophyta, Magnoliopsida, Solanales, Solanaceae. Bases 5976 to 6914 code for a protein of 312 amino acids.